AUGCGCUCGCUAUGGUUGUUAUCAGCACUGGCUCUCUCAGUCGAAGCCAGCAACACAGUAGGAUGUCCUCUUUUGGGGCCGGCGUUCCCAGCGCCUACUGCUCUGUCAAACGAUCCAACAUUCCUCAACAAAGCUGAAGAGUUGACCUUAAAGCUCAAUAGAGCUAUCGAAGAUGGGAAUCUCUCUUCCAUAUCGUUUGCAGUGCAAGUUUACAACACCGACAAGGACGAUUCGGUAUUUGAUUUCUACCACACAGAUCAUCCAAUCACAGUUGGGUCUGUGGGUGUUCAAGAGGUAGACGAAGAUACUAUGUUUCGCAUUGGGAGUAUCUCAAAAUUGUGGACUAUGUUUCUUUUCAUGACCUUUGAAGGAACACGGUACUUCCACGAGCCCGUUUCGAAAUACGUUCCUGAAUUGCGAACAGAAUACAGCCCAGCGCAAGCGGAGGAUAAAAUUAAUUAUUUGCAAUGGAGCGAUGUGACUAUCGGGGAACUGGCUAGUCAUCAAGCCGGUCUUGCAAGAGACUAUGCAUUUGGAGAUCUCGGGUUCCAGUCGAAACUCUUGCAAACGAUUGGAUUCCCUUCGCUUCCAAAAGCAGAGGGGCUGUCUUGUGGAAAGGAGUAUCCGUGUGAUAGGAAAGAAUUUUUUCGUGGCAUCCUCAAAACGCAUCCAUUGACUUCGACCUCACAAACACCGGUAUACUCGAACGCAGGAUAUCAAAUUCUUGGUUAUGUAUUGGAGUCAAUCGCGAAUUCCAACUUCGAAGACAUAUUGAUGGAUCGUAUUAUCAAACCACUCAACUUGACUCGGUCCUGUCUUCAAGUCCCCGACCCCAGCUUGGCCGUGAUUCCCCAAAACGAGACUGACAGUUGGUUUGAUUAUCAAAUUGGCGAAGAAGCUCCUGCCGGAGGCAUUUUCUCUUCCGCAAAAGAUAUGGCCACAUUCGGCCGUGCCGUUCUUUCCAGUUCUCUUGUUGACCCUGCUGUGACAAGACGGUGGUUGAAGCCAUUAACACACACAUCCUCCCUGAAACACUCUGUGGGAGCCCCCUGGGAGAUCUAUACAUUUUUGACACCUCGUCGGGUCGAUCUGUACACCAAAGCUGGGGAUAUCGGACUGUACUCUAGUUUUAUGGGCCUUUCACCAGAUCACAAUGCCGGUAUCACUGUCUUAGUUGCUGGUAACAACUCUCACUUGAUGACAUCGAGAAUCUCGGAGAUGGUGUCCGAUAUUAUCCUUCCCACACUCGACGAAGUCGCCAGAAACCAAGCUCUCGAACGAUUCGGGGGUACAUAUGCCCUCGCGGAAGGCUCCGCCAAUUCCUCAAUUACCAUAACGGCCGAUGACGGGGCCGGCCUAGUGGUGUCAGAAUGGACCAGCAACUCGGUCGAUAUGAUUGAGACUUUGAUGGGGUUGCAAAAAGUGGAUGAUCGCUCUGCAAUAAGCAUUCGUCUACAGCCUAGCGGUCUUCAAACUCGAGAUCAGAUUUCUUUCUUGGCUGUUAUCUAUAGUCUUGCUGUGUCGGAAGAUGAUGGACCCCUUGUUGGAUCGUGUUUCUCCUGGAUUUUGCUCGAGUCUAUCGUGUAUGAUAAUGUGGGUCUUCCAGAGUUCGUGUUUACACUGGAUCAGGAUGGGGAUGCAACGAGCUUAUCCCCUCGGGCGUUGCGCAUCACUCUUCCUAGGGUUUGCCGGGCCGACAAGAUCUCACCUGUGCUUGAGUUCCCAUGA
Molecule: messenger RNA, 1728 nt
Organism: Penicillium coprophilum
Lineage: Eukaryota; Fungi; Ascomycota; Eurotiomycetes; Eurotiales; Aspergillaceae
Product: serine hydrolase domain-containing protein
Exons: 5
Coding region: 1-1728 (575 amino acids)
Source: RefSeq, a predicted model, not a curated record